Molecule: messenger RNA, 2500 nt
Organism: Malus domestica (apple)
Lineage: Eukaryota; Viridiplantae; Streptophyta; Magnoliopsida; Rosales; Rosaceae
Biological process (GO): mRNA processing
Cellular component (GO): nucleus
Molecular function (GO): U1 snRNP binding; RNA binding
Source: RefSeq, a predicted model, not a curated record
UGUCGUCCUUUUCCAGUGCACACACAGUAGCCCUAGCGCGAGCGCGAGAGACACACCCUCUCAAAUUCAAGCUCGGACCAUAUCCUCUCCGCUCUCAAUUCAAACCCACACAGAGUCUCAGUCAGCUCUUCCUUCGUCUGCGUCUGCGUCUCUGCAACUGCAAUUCUUCUUCGUCCUCCUCCUUCUCCUUCUUCUUGCCGUUUCUUCUGCUUGUAGCUCCACUGGAGAUAUCGCCAGAACUGAGGUUUACCCGUGAGGUUAUUCGUGCUACGUUGUCUGGUUAGAAGAAAGGUCUGAUGGAUUUUGACGAGUAUGAUUAUUUAGAGAAAACAGUUGAAAAUCCUGAACCACCGAAAUCAAAGGAACCUGCAAAUGGUGGUGAGGAAACAUUGAAAUCUGGAGAGAAAGGUCGCAGCCGAAGUUCAAAGCACAAGGGUGACGAGAAAGGUCACGAUGAGGAACGUCACUCAAAGCGCUCAAAAUCUGGAGACGAGUCACGUGAACGUGAUAAUGAUCGACACAGAGAGAGGGGAUCUUCUCGUCACCGCUCACAGUCAAGAGACAGAGAAAAGGAUCGCCACAGAAGUAGCCGGGAUCAUAGAGGUAGGGAAGACAGAGAAAGGGAGGAAAGAAAUGGUAAGGAGAGAGAUAGGGACAGAGACAAAGAGCGGGAUCCUGGUCGUGAUAGAGACAGGAGAGAACGUGACCGCGAGGGUGACAGGGACCGGGAGAAGGAUAAAGAGCGGUCACGUCGAAGCAGGAGCCAUUCAGAAAGGCAUCGAAGUGAUCGGGAUGAAAGAGAAAGGAGCCGGGAGGUGGAGCAUAAAGAAAGAGACAAGGAGAAGGAUUUGAGGGAGCGGGAAAAAGAAAAUAGAAGACAUAAAGACAAAAAGGAAGAAGGGACAGAACCUGAGGCUGAUCCUGAAAGAGAUCAGAGGACAGUAUUUGCGUAUCAGAUUUGUCUGAAGGCAGAUGAAAGAGAUGUAUAUGAGUUCUUCUCAAGGGCUGGGAAGGUCCGCGAUGUACGUCUUAUUAUGGACCGCAAUUCAAGACGUUCAAAGGGAGUUGGGUAUAUUGAGUUUUAUGAUGCGAUGUCAGUACCUAUGGCGAUCGCACUCUCUGGUCAGCCUCUUCUUGGUCAACCAGUGAUGGUGAAGCCAUCAGAGGCUGAGAAGAAUCUAGUUCAGUCAACAACAUCUGUUGUCACUGGACCAGGUGGGAUGAUAGGCCCAUAUUCUGGUGGAGCUAGAAGGCUGUAUGUUGGAAAUCUCCAUAGCAAUAUAAAAGAAGAUGAUCUCCGCCAGGUUUUUGGAGCAUUUGGUCCUGUAGAACUGGUUCAGUUGCCUCUUGAUGAAACUAAUAACUGCAAAGGUUUUGGAUUUGUGCAGUUUGCACGUCUUGAAGAUGCUAGAAAUUCUCUGAGUUUGAAUGGACAAUUGGAGAUUGCAGGUCGAGUAAUUAAGGUGUCAGCUGUUACAGACCAAGCUGGAAUGCAAGAUCUUGGAGCAAAUGCUGGUGAUUUUGAUGAUGAUGAAGGCGGUGGCUUGUCAUUGAAUGCGCGCUCUCGAGCCAUGCUCAUGCAGAAAUUGGACCGUAGUGGAACUGCACCAAGUAUUGCUGGUCCCUUAGGCACACCUGUUGUCAAUAGCGCAGGCGUUUCCUUACCGAUGGCACCAAUCCUGGGAGCUGCACCGGUGGUUUCUUCUCUUGUUCCUCCCAUUGCCUCUAUUCCUGGUUUUGCCGGACUUGGUGUUGCAGGGCUUCAAAUUCCGACAGCUACUCUUCCUUCUGUAGACACAAUUGGUGUUCCAAGCGAAUGUUUACUGUUGAAAAAUAUGUUUGAUCCCACAGCUGAGUCGGAACCAAACUUUGACUUGGACAUUAAAGAUGAUGUUCAGGAUGAGUGUUCGAAAUACGGUACUUUGAAGCAUAUAUAUGUGGACAAGAAUACUGCUGGACAUGUGUACUUGCGAUUUGAAAAUACACAAGCUGCUAUUAGUGCUCGGCAUGUUCUCCAUGGAAGGUGGUUUGCUGGAAAGAUGAUCGAGGCAACAUUCAUGUUGCCCCAGACCUACGAGGCUAAAUUCCCGGAAAGCAGAUAGGAUAAGGUAGCAAAUGUAGAAAAAGUAGCCGGUGUGUGUAUGCCUUGGCGGUAACCUUUAAAUUUUGGUCCAAUUUUCGUGCGAGCGUUUUAAUGAAUUGUUAUCGCAAGGGCUGUCCGAAAGAAGAAGGGAUGUCAUUAGGUAACUUGGAAAUGUUUACAGCCAGUGUCAGUUUACAGAAUACGGGUUUGUAGAACGAUUGACGUUCUCAUUUGUUGAAUUUUCCAGUUUGCGUUUUUGUUUUGGUCUUGGUUAAUGGAUGCGGUGCUGUAACUAGAUUUGUUCAGUAAAUUGCCUCAUGGCUGAGGUCCUGUAUUUGCUAGUAAAGAAGGAUUUCAAAUAUUCUGUCGUUAUGAAAGUUUCACACUUGACAAGCUGAAGAAAAUUGGACAUCGAAA